Molecule: messenger RNA, 4874 nt
Organism: Microbotryum saponariae
Lineage: Eukaryota; Fungi; Basidiomycota; Microbotryomycetes; Microbotryales; Microbotryaceae
Source: the annotation of a GenBank genome assembly
AUGUUGCUCUACGAUCAAGACUACGACCACGACAGUCUACCUGCUCCGAAUACGAAUACGUCUGCUUUCCCCGCCCGUGUGCCCUCACCUGCGUUGUCGACGGCGUCCUCGUCCGGCAAGAGUGGUCGUAGCACCAGAAGUGGAGCGCCGUCGAGGCCGCCGAGGUCGUUGCUCCGUUCGCCGGUGAUCGGGGCCGCACAGUCCCCUUUGGCCACUUCGCCCGCCGUCUUCUCCUCCACCUCGAGUCUGGCCUCUUCACCUUACCUCCAGUCUCCGGCUUCGUUUGGUGCGACCGCGUCCCCUGCACCUCCAACGGCAGCCGCGAGUCCCACUGCCAGCCUGCUCCAACCGGGUGGUCGCCGCGGCGGCGACUUGUUCUCCUCCCAAUCGAGCCUCGGCGCCGGCGUCAACCGCCAGCCGCCCGUUUCGGCGCCAUUUUCAUCGGCGGUCUCGCUGCAAGCCUCGACGUCGCAUCACCCCAUCAAUCCGGACGAUUCCUACGAUCGGCUGGCAACCGAAGUCUACUCGGACGCGUCAAUCCCGCCCAGCUCCGCGUACGAGGUAGAGCGGUAUCAUCGCACGACCGAACCUCUCAGACUAGACCCGUCUCGUCAGUCGAGCCACACUUCGCCGAAUCUACACGACGGCGAAGGGCGCGACGGAGCGAGUUCGGCGACGACCAUAAAAGGGAAUAUGUUUCCAACACCAAGGCAUACUCAGCCUUCGUCGCCUCCCCCCGAUAUGUCUUCCUCGAGUUCGCAACGAGCGAUCGGGCCCAGUACUUCGACCAUUCCCGAUUUCCCAUCUAAACCCAUCUCGGCGUCGUCCUCGCCGCGGUUGUCACAGGAAGGAGGGCCGAGUUCGAUGUCGAGGAAGAAUGCAGCCGCUCAGAGCAGGGGCAGGGAUUCGCCGUCGUUGAUGCGCAUCUCCAACUCGACACAGCGUGAGUCUAUGAUCCCGUGAUUUGUUCGGGGAGAUUGCACUCGCGUAGACAGGACUAAUCUCGUUCACCGCUGUAGACAUGCGCGAUCUGGCCAAAGGGAAACGAACACGGAGAGACGGAAGUCAGACUUCGCAAUCGAUCGGGAGUAGGACUAGGAAUAGCUUAGCCAGUCUGGCGAGUGUAAUGUCCAGCACCGGUGAUUCGAUAUAUGAGGACGCUAUCGAGGGGGAAUGGUCAUCGGUCGACGACGAGGAGAGAUCGGGAGAAGAAGACAACAGCGAGGAUCAGGCGGGGGAUGAAACAGCGCAGGCGAUUCCAGAAGGUGGGGGAAGGCGAUGCGAAAACGUAGACGCCUGUAGUCAGGUCGAUGGCGCUAACGUGUAGGUGUUGCCGCCUUUCCACAGACGCCAACUUGGGCAUCGGACAGGCAUCUUCCUCGUCGAUGCCUACGACCGCCGCCUCGACGGAUCACCCCGCGAGUCUGAAACUGUUCUCACCCGUUUCGAGCGCGAACUUUGACAUCGCUUCAAUCAACCCCAACUCUCUGCAACGACGCAUCUCGAUCGACUCUGCACGGUCCAUGACUGAGCGUCGGGCGAGUCUCCAUGCGGGUUAUGGCUCCUCGCUCACCUCGAGCCAGUCCAAACGAGUUUCCCUCACCCAACCGGGUCCGACCGUCAUCCCGCUUCGCCGGUAUUCGGGUGCUUUCAACCCACGGUUGUCGACGCCGGAUUUCGGCUCUUCGAAAGGCUCCAAUGCAUCCGAUCAUGAUCACUCGAACACCCUCGAACCGACCCUCAGCCCUCGACGCGCCUCUUUCGUCCCCAAGCCGCUCGUUUUGACCCCUGCUCGAACGCUUGUGGCGCCAUUGACGACGACGAGCAGCGCGAACGUCGCGAGAAGAGGCUCAAUCUCUCCUACCCUCGGGUCUUCGACCGAUUGGAGACGAUCGACCGAUCUCUACAACCUCAAUGGGGCAGUGUCACAUUCUCGUCGCUCGAGCUCCGAUGUCGACGGCCCAGUUCUAUUAACUAGUCGACGCCAGUCUACGAUCGGCUACGUCGGACCGCAACGAGACAGCAUCGUCUCGGCCGGUGGCAGCAGUCAGCAAACUCACCUGAGUCGGACAGGCAGCUCGGGCGGUGGCAAUGGCGGUGCGUACGGCCAAAAGUGGACGGAGCGACGGAAACGUAGCGUCAGUGAGGACACGGGUCAAACUCGCACGAGCGAGAGCUUCGGUAUCGGGGAACGACAAACCAACUCGGGCGAAAGUCCAGAUUCAAGCGUCAGUGGGUGGAGUGAGGAGCGUGCGACUGGACCUGAUGCUACACCUAGUGAACUGGCGGGGGCGAAGAGUGGCUCGAGCGAUCGCGACAGUCCUUCGUCGACCGACAAGGAGUGGGAGCAUGAGCUCGUACGACGAGGGACUACACCUUUGGAUGUCGUUACUGAGAGUCCGGAUAUCAGCAUGGUCAAGAACAAGCAGAGAUCCCGCGAUGCUCAGCACAUCAUUCCGGUGAUGCCUUCGAUUGAGCUGUCGCAGCCCUCGCCUGUCCGAGGCGAGUCGGGACUGGGCAUCACUCGCUAUUUGAAAGAGAACGGCAAUGAGGAGGUCAACCUCUUGUCGUUGCCGAACAACCGGGACAUUGAGACCGAGUCUCCGACACCACCACCGACCAUCCCUUUGCCUGGUUUGCCUCGCAGUGCUUCCCAAAUCGCGAUGGAAGAAGCCGUGCCCAGACCAUCUCGCAAGGACAGCCAUAAUGCUGGAUAUCGUGGGCUGAGUAUUUAUGACGAGAACUGGGACGGUUCGAUGGUCAUUCCCUCAAGCCCAAGCACCGUCGGGGCCGGCACAGCCUCACCGGCCAACUCGCCUCUGAUCGCUCUGUCGCCGCAAAGCCAAUGGAACGGCUUCUUCACCCGAGGUCGUGAGGUCACCACAGCCGUCGGUAUGAGCCCGACUGCAGCUGCAGCGGUGAACCGCGCGAGUCAUCAUAGCGGCCACUCGACCAUCAAGAACUCCGCGGCUCCCGAGAUCCAGCAGUCUCUGACGUUGGGUGCUAGGAUGCGCAAACCCAUCUCGAUCGGGUCCACGAAGCCUGGAGAGCAGACCGUGGCAAAGCGCUUGUCGAUGUCGUUCACGCGGAAAGGAAAGGAUGCGGUAACGGCGGCGUCGGAGUUGACAAAAGACGGCACUUUGGCUGCUCAGGACAGACUCGCGCGCCAACAUUCGGCGAAUACCCUGAAGCAGCAGAGCUCGCGCGGCAGCUUCGACCCAUCCCCAACGCCGCGCAAGUCGUCCGAUGCAGGAUUGGCGAUCUGGCCACCUCCCAAUGAUGGCCACACUCGCAUGAUUCAUGCCGGACCUCGCAUGAUUCAUUCGUCGGAUUCGUCGGAAGAGUACAGUCCUGUGCUGAGUGAUGGAGAAAUUGCCUCGUCCCGACCGAACAACUGGGGUACGCGCGCAUCGAGGCGACCUUCCGUAUCAACGACGACGACGUACGAAUCCUCAAAUGCAACGGGCUCGUCUCGACGUCGUUCGAUCAUGCUCGAACCUCGCGAUCCUCGUACUCGCAAUCCCUCGGGCCCAGAGGAUUUCUUCGAGGUCUUGAUGUCGUCCGAGCCGAGUGCCCCUCGCGGUUCGGGUGACUCUCAGGCAGGGUUUCUGGCCGCGUCAGCGCGAGAACGACGGAGCCCUGGCGAGCUGGGAGGUCGGUGGAGCUACUAUUCGAACGGGACAGUUGGAUCGUCGGGUACGCCUGGCUCUUCGGCAGGUCAUGUCUUCCCGACUGGCCCUUCCAGCAGCCACACUUCACCAGUUCUGCAGCAGCAACCACUUCCAACGCCGGUCGAGGCGAAGAAGAAGCGCCCCAUCUCUCGUUUCCUUACCGGCUUUACUCGCAAGGGCUCGAAAACACCGCGGUCGGAUGCGCAGUCCUCUGGCGACUCUACGCGAGCUCGUAGUCCCAUGUCGAUCCCUCCAACGAACGGGUUCUCGCAACCCCCACGCCCGAGUUCGGCGGUCAAAAAGCCGAUUCUCAUUGCUCCUCGAGCGUCGAGGAGCGCUCGCGAUCAUUCGGCCCUGCCAAGGAUCUACACCGAAGCUCCUCCGAGUCCUCCGAUGCGUUCUCUUCCCAUGCCAAACCCCGACUACAACCCCCCGCCGAUCGCCCCUUCGGCACUGGAUGCGCGUCGACCACUGAGCACGAUCGAUUCUCGUCCUGAAUCGCUCGCAUCUGGUGCACCUACGCCUUCACUUUCGGCGCAGCAUAUUCCUGCGUUCCGGUCGGUCUCGCCGUUGUUCAAGGAUGCCGAAUUUGCUUCGACAGCUUCGAAGAGAAAUGAACUUCCUCCCCUACCGAGAAAAGCGUCGGAUCGUGCGGCGCAGCCGUACGAUCCUGAGCCCUAUGCUGAAGAGAUCCGCCUAUCACCCGCGACCCCCUCUGCCAAAAGCUCCAUGGACGACCUCCGAGGUACGCCGCGCAACUUUGUCUUACCUCCUGGGCUAGCCCCACCUCUCCCAGCGGGAGCGGUCGCCGGCGCAGCUUCGUUCAGCGGUCAGCAAGGCAAGGGUGGCUCUUCUCCAGGAUCCCCUCCCGCUCCUCUGGACAUCGAAUCGAGCCUCUCUAUCAGCCCGACCUCGUCCCGUCUUUCGCCCAACUCCACAAACCCUUCAGACCCCUCCCGAUCACCCGUGAUGACCUCUCUAACAGUGCACGACAAUCGCUCCCGCGGGUCUUCUGUCGGCGCGUCAAGUUCUUAUUCGAGGACUUCGAACGCGACGACGAAUCAGGCUCGUGCGAGUCGGAGAGGUCAACAGGGGAUCAAUCCAGGGAGGGAGGAUCAUGAUGAGUACGAGGGGUAUCACGAGGUGCGACAGGGGCCUAUUGGGGUAAGGGAUGUGUUCAGGACACAGUUGUUGGAACGAUGA